This is a messenger RNA of Triticum aestivum (bread wheat), 3953 nucleotides long. RefSeq names its product putative F-box protein At1g33530. The record is from RefSeq and is a predicted model, not a curated record. The transcript is spliced from 4 exons. Bases 62 to 1183 code for a protein of 373 amino acids. Gene Ontology annotation, molecular function: protein binding. Lineage: Eukaryota; Viridiplantae; Streptophyta; Magnoliopsida; Poales; Poaceae.
GCUGCUACAAGCCCACAACUCCAGAGUCCUGGCACAGAUCUGGACCUCCCGGUGAGUGACCAUGGCGGAGGCCGCAGGAGCGACUCCUCUCCUCACUGGCCUCCCGGACGAGAUCACCAUCUCGGAGAUCCUCGUCCGCCUGCCCCCCAAACCCCUCCUCCGCUGCCGCGCCGUCAGCCCCGCGUGGCGCCGCGCCACCUCCACCCGCGAUUUCCUCCUGUCCCACCACGCCCGCCAGUCCGCCCUGCCCCUCCUCUACAGCCACAACGACGUCGCCGACGGCGGCCAGUCCCUAGACGUCACGCUCUUCGACCAUCGUGCAGGAGUCGCCGCCGCCGACCAGUUCCAGCGCGUCGCGCGACUGAAGACGGCUCCCUUGGAAGGGGGGAUCGACGGGAGUUUCACUCCCCUCUUCUACCCGGUGGCUUCCUGCGACGGCCUCCUCCUCCUCUCCAUCGACUGUGACCUCUGCAUCUGCAACCCGGCAACUCGACAGUAUGCUCCCCUCGAGCAGCUCGAUGGCUUCAUGACCGUGGGGUUGUACCCUCACCCCCCUACCGGUCAGUACCGACUGUUGCUGUACCAUGAAACAGAUCAACGUGCCAUCUAUGUUUUCUCCAUUGGCUCCAACCAGCCGCCGAGGCGCAUAGGGCGCCCUGAUCCGUUGGCUGACCACGGACUUCUGUUCCGUGGUAGCCUCCAUUGGCACACCGGCAACCGGAUAAUGGUAUUCGACACCACCACUGAGUCGUUCCGGCAGAUCCGUUCCCCGGUUGCCCACGAGGAGGACUAUGGACGACUGUUUGAGAUGGGUGACAUGCUUGGCAUCUUCUUACUUAAUGAUGAAAAGACAACCGUUGAUAUUUGGGUGAUGCAGGACUACCAAGGCGAGGUCUGGGCUUUCAAGUGUCGGGUUGAAUUGCCGGUUGCCGAGAUCAGGGACCAGUCUCAAAAUUCUAGCCAUUAUGAGGAAGUGAUGGUUGUUAAUGGCGACGGCGAGUUGCUCGUGUUGGUCGGUUUUGAGGACUGGCUGUUUCAGGUUGAUAUUGAUGGCAAGUUGAUUGCCAGUUUCCAUGCCAGAGGCCUCCCUUCCUAUAAUAUUGUGCACAAGCAAACUCUUGUUCAACAUACCUUCUUUCCGACACUCGAGGGUUAUGUUAUCAACGAUUCGCCUUUCAUUUGACCAGACCAUUAUGUUGUCAACGCUUAGGGUUAUUGAGUGUUGUGGUGUUUCUUAUUGGCCUAGCUCUCCAUGUCCACAUGACCUGUUGUAUGUACCAACUAGAACCAUUAUAAGGCUUCUUUGUUCUUUGUUGAUGAAUAUAAAAAAGUAUGAUCAAGAAGCUGUGAGUGUGGAUUUUCAUACUUUGUUGAUCAAAAAGUAUGAUAUUGAGUGCCAGAUGUAUUUUCAUUGAAUUCCUUUUGGGUUGAAGUGGCUGACGUGAGUGUGGAUUCUAAAAUUACAAGUCAUUUGGUUCAGCCUCUGAAAUGUUUGCCUAUUGAUCUGCCUCGUGUCUAUGUUUUUUUGGAACUCAAUAAUGGUUCCAUUACAUCUGGUUAGGUAUUGAACCAUACUUUUACUUUUAUAGUCCUGCUUUUGCGUUGCAUCAUUCGGUGUUGUAUCAAUCACUUCACUUUAGCUGCUAACCACUUUAAGGGAUCAAUGCUUCAUCUGGUGUUUGAUCUUAAGAUAAGCUGGAGAAAUGAAACUUGUACUGAUAAGCAGAAGAAAGGCUUUCAUUGUCCGGCUCAGCUCACAGAUUGUGCUCCCCUUUUGAUUCUGUAAGUGCCAGCUGUGCACUUUUUUUUCUUUGACCGGCACAGUGUGUAUGAAUUAGGCCCCCUAUGAGCUGGCUUGUUUGUUUUUUAUGUAGACAAGUUAUGAUCAAGAAGCUCCGGCUGUUUCAUGGCUGGGUGAAAUUCAUACUUACUUUUGGGCAGAAGUGGCUAGCAUGUUGAUGUUAAAAUUAUUUUGUUGUUUUGGUCGGCGUUUGGAAUAGUUGCCUGUCGAUCUGCCUCAUUUCUCUGCUUGUUUUUCUCUGAAAUGAAGAAUUGCCUUGUUUUUUAUUGAGCUUCUUCUUUCUUAAAGAUCAUCCAGUGGUUUGUUUACUGGAACCUACUGUGUUAUAUAAAUUCUCAGUACGAAUUCUGGGAACUCAAAAAUCAAUUCUUGGUGUCAUGACUGACCACCAGGACAUGAUAUAGGAUCCCUACAACUUGUGAAUUUAAGAAGCAUAAAAGGAAACAAUUAAAGAGAACACAAGGAAAAAAUGCUGUGAGUAACGUGCACAAGCCCAGUGAACACAGUCCACCCAAAAAAGAUGAUACUAAUGAUUAUCCAAGGUUACUGGGAAAUCUGCAGAUCCGACCGGCUCAUCUAAUGGCAAGAAGUCCCAGCACACGCUUUACGUUCAACAAUCACUAAGUAUACUUGAGUUUAGUGGACUACCAAUGUUGUUGAACAUGAAAAGGAAGGGAUAAAGGCAAGAUUGUACUUUUCUCAAACAAAGUUACGCUACUCAAGCGUCAAAGUUCUUUCAUGUAUUGCAUCGCUUUGUACUGACAAAAGGCCUUCACACAUAUAUCAAUGGGUAUGGAGUUCUGGAUCUGUUCAGGUAUGUUGAAGUGUCACAAUUAGAGGUGCAAUUCACUAUUUUCAUCUGCACCACUUUUUUCGGUACAAAGAAUACUCUUCUGGCAAUUGCCGCUCGUAAUUUAUGUCCGUAAGUUGGAGCAGAACUAUGGGGAUUUGUUUCUCAACUGUUUGUGUCACAAGGUGUUAUGAUGUACUUCAGCCGUUAGGACUUUCCCAUCAUUAGAAACUUAGUUCAAACGAUUUAUUGGACUUCAGUUAGUUUCUCGUAGAGGGAGAAAUUGAGCUUUCUGCUGAAACAUGAACAAUUAUACUCCCUCCGAUCCAUAUUACUUGUCAAUCAAUAUGGAUCAGAGGGAGUACUGAAUAUUUCUACUGGUGUAUGGUUACUUCUCUGGGAAAAAACAAUGGUCGGGCCAAGUGCAAUCUAAAUUGUUGUACUGAAUUGAGCUACUUUACUGAAGAAACAAUGGUCAUGUUUAUCCACACUUUAUUUAGGCAAGGAAAGUAUAUUCAUAUACAGGGCAAGCACAGUUUCAGUUUUGUGCCAUAAAGAGAGGAGUUCAAGUGUUCUGUUCAGAACAGAGAUGUCCAUGUGUAUAAGGAAUGGCGAGGUAUGGAGAAAAUACACUAUAAUUCUUCCUGGAUUCUAUUUCUUCUACCUGAACCUGAAGGCAUAGUAUGACAGCAUAGUGCGGCUAGCCGGCUACUAUUAACAGAAUUAACCAACAGCAGCUUGCUCUCUGAUUUCAAAUUAGCAUGUUUCAAUUAAUUCAUCUGUAACCUCUGCGCUUUAUUCAUAUGAGCGCACAAACAAGACAAUCAUCAAAACAGUUUUAUGUUCUCAGAAAUCGUGCCUAAGUGCAUUCUUCUCAGUUCAGAGAUAUGCACUAAGGAGGUUGAUCUUAGCACACACUCAAGUAAAAGUAACUCUAGCAGAAGACAGUACAAUGACUCCAAUGCCAUGAGAAACAGAGGCAAAGGGUAACCCCGGUAUUGGUACGUCAAGGAUGAGAUUAACAAGAGUGUAGGAAAGCAGAAAGUGACAUUGCCCGAGGAGGUACAUAGCACCAGGUCCUGUACUAUUAAAUUCCAGCCAAAAACAUACUCGCACAGAAGACCGCCGAGCAAAAGAGUUGAUACCAAAUCAACCAUGUUUGAUUUUAUACUGCUCCAUGCACGAUACAUAUGCCACGAACACAACAUAAUUACCAGUUUCAUCUCUCUCAAGAACAUAGCAAAUGGUGGACAUGUUCAAAGCAUCCGAUGUGUCAUGUUGGCAUUAACUUUUUCUUCAGUGUUAAAAACUUAAAAUUAGUUCCGGGAAUACUUAAAUAUGGAAUAUUAUGUCUUCCUACUG